Messenger RNA from Sycon ciliatum, 3535 nucleotides. RefSeq names its product oxysterol-binding protein-related protein 9-like. The record is from RefSeq and is a predicted model, not a curated record. Gene Ontology annotation, cellular component: cytosol; membrane; intracellular membrane-bounded organelle. Lineage: Eukaryota; Metazoa; Porifera; Calcarea; Leucosolenida; Sycettidae. Gene Ontology annotation, molecular function: sterol binding. The transcript has 22 exons. The coding region runs from base 106 to 2268 and encodes 720 amino acids.
CUCUUGACAAUCGAUUCUUUUAUUCAAAAAGGUGUUCAGUUUGUGAUAGGACUUCUGGAGUGAUAUUUGCAGAUAGCGCCUUCCCUGUGAGGGAAUUGGAGCGGGAUGGCGCUGAUCAACGAAGGACCCUUGUCCAAAUGGACCAAUGUCAUGAAGGGCUGGCAGUAUCGCUGGUUUGUCCUGGAUGCAAAUCAAGGAUUACUCUCCUAUUACACAUCAAAAUCAAAGAUGGCCAGAGGAUCUCGACGUGGUUGCAUGCAACUGUCCAAUGCUAUUGUUGGUAUCAAUGACCAGGAUGACAGCACGUUCACGCUGAGCACUGCUGACAACAAGACGUACCACUUUGAAGCUCGCGACUCAGAUGAGCGUGACCGUUGGCUCCAGUCACUUCAAGCUGUUAUCAACAGGCCAACAUCGGCUACGGGAGUAGCGAGCAGUGUUUCUGUCGUCUCGGAAAACUCAGCAGCGCCUUGGCAAGAGAAGUUGGAGUCUGAGUUCUGCGAGGCGGAGGGUUAUCACCGACUGCUGGAUCAGCAGGUUGUCAAGCUGGAGAUGCAGGUGACCGGCACAAACACGGCUACGGAAUCCGCCGAGUGUAAGGGCGUGCUGGACACAUCGCGCGCACUCGUCGACACUAUCCGACAGUGCCUGGAUAUGAUGCAGGAAGUCAAGACACAGCUCAAGAGCCUGGAAUUCGGCAAUGGGGUGAACGCGGCCAACUAUCCUCCAGUUGCGCCUGUCGUUCCUGGUACAGAGGAUGCAAACAUUCUGGUGUGCCGCCCAGCGACAGCAGUGGAGAGUUCAAGUACUAUCGUUGCUGACGUUGCCACUAUUCCAACUGCUGGCGAAGAGGUACCAGUUGCAGCUGCGCAAGCUCCAGAUUCACCUGAGUCUGGCAGGGCAGCUGAUAGCCAGGAGCAAACACUAGAUGAUGAUAGUGAGAGCGACAGUGACGAUGAGUUCUUUGACGCUGAGGAUAUGUCCGAUGAAGAGCCUGAGAGCAAACCCGAAGCGCCAGCGGCUGCAGCGGAGGAACAGCCUUUACAGGGCAGCUUCAGCAGUCCAGACGUAUACAUUGCUGGCGGUGGUAUUCGGCUGCUGCCAGAUGUCAUUCGGACGGAGAAAGAUAAUCUUGAGGCUGGCAUGGAAUCUAACAAGAGCAUCAUCACGCAUUUGCUCUCGCAGGUUCGCAUUGGAAUGGACCUGACCAAGGUCGUGCUCCCAACGUUCAUCCUGGAGAAGCGAUCCAUGUUGGAGAUGUAUGCAGAUUUCUUCGCACAUGCCGACCUCUUUGCCAGCAUUCCGGAUUAUGAAGAUGCUCAGAAGAGAUUUGUGGAAACCGUCCGCUGGUAUGUGUCGGCCUUCCAUGCUGGAAGACAGAGCUCCCUUGUGAAGAAGCCGUAUAAUCCCAUCCUCGGAGAGACCUUUCAGUGCAUGUGGGACGUCAGCGGCAGGACCGAGCCGUGCGCUAACGAUGUACCACCGUCCAUUGUCAGCACUGGGCCAGUACCAUGGGCAACAGACAAUACCGUAGGAUUCAUUGCCGAGCAAGUGUCCCACCAUCCACCAGUGGCUGCAUUCUAUGCUGAGCUGGCAUCCAAGAAGGUUUCUGUCACGGGCCAUAUCUGGACCAAGUCCAAGUUUCUUGGUUUGGCAGUGUGUGCGCAAAUGGUGGGAGAAGCUCAUCUGCGUCUCCAUCGACUAGACGAAGAGUAUAUUAUCACGUUUCCAUCUGCCUAUGCCAGGUCUAUCUUGACAACGCCAUGGAUGGAGAUGGGUGGACGCUGUACUAUUGAAUGCCCUACCACAGGAUACUCUGCUGCUAUUGAUUUCCACUGCAAGCCAUUCUAUGGUGGCAAGCGAGACCGACUGACUGCUGAACUGAGCCAUGUAUCGAACAAGAAGCCUUUCAUGACACUGGAAGGUCUCUGGAAUGCCACUAUUGACUACAAGACACCAUCAGGAGAGUCUGGUGUGUUUGUGGACACGAAGAGGAUGGACAUCAUCAAGAAGCUAGUUAGACCGUUGGAAGACCAGGAUGAGUUCGAGUCCAGACGGUUGUGGGAUAAUGUCACGCAGAAUCUCCUCACAGAUAAUAUUGAAGCAGCUACAGAGUUCAAGGCUAAGCUGGAGGAGAGGCAGCGCCGGGAAGCCAAGGAGAGGAAAGAACAAGGCGUGGAGUGGGUUCACAAAUUGUUCCAUUCCAUCGGUAACGGUGCGUAUGACUACAACACACCGGUCGACCAACGGCUCAGUGAAAACCCGUAGCCGACUUGUACCUUGUAGCGGCAAUUUGCAAGUUGGGGCGGGUUUGCUUCUUUAUUUUUUUAUUUUUUAUGGUGGGUGUCUUCGGCACUCGCUGCAAUCUACAAGCCUUGUGGCAGCCUCCUCCUCACCGGCAUUUCUCCAAGAGUUUCUCUUUCCCUUUGUACAUGCUCAUGACAGCUUCAUCGAUGUCCAGACACUGUAUGGUCAUGUCGUACCUAACUAGUUAUAGGAUUCUCCAAGUUUUAUCUACAUAGCAUAUGAGUAUGAACAGUUGGCCGGCCAAUACCAUAAAACCUUUCUUAAACCGCUGGCCUCUGCUAGCAGAUCACCCAUAUUUUUUAUUCUUACUAAUAAUAAUUGCGCCUCCACGGGUGGUGUGUGUUGGCGAAUGUCCCAUCAUGUAACUCAUGAGCGCUGCCCUUCUGCCAUGGCCCAUUGUGCAACGGAGAGAGGAUACUGCUGUCGGUUCCUUUCCAGUGAUCUGCAACUUUGCCUGCGCCCGAAAAAGUGGCGCAUCCACAGCUGUAUGUGUGUGUGUGUGUGUGUGUGUGUGUGUGUGUGUGUGUGUGUGUGUGUGUGCGUGCUUGCGUGUGUGUGUUUUUAUUAGUUUUAGGCUCAGUGUGUACAUUGUAUUAGCGUGAGAUUUUCCGUGUAAUGUUUGUGUCGUGUUUUGUGCCCCGUGCGCAACCUACCGACCUUCAUAUUUACCUGCUUGGACAAUGGCUCGAACCCUGUGAGCUUUCCUUGCUCUGUAUCUCAUUCUUAUUUUCCCUCUUUUUUUUAUCCGGUCUGCACGGCCCGUUCCUAAACUGAAGCAUCAAUUUCUUAGUCGCACUGCUCUUUUCAAUUUACCUGCUAGUGAGCGCAAUUGCCUGGUAGAACUCUGUAUAGUGUUACUGUGUAUAUUUUUUUAACUUCUUUCUUUACAUUCAGCAGCUGCACUUCGAACGUGCUGCAUUUUCUGCCGUCCAGGCUGGCGGCUGCGCUCCCCAACUAACUUGCCGCCUAAUUUCUGAUUUCACGGUAACCGUUCGGCUUUCUGUCUUCAUGUUAUCGAGGAGCUCGGCUGACCAAGCACAGUUGAAUCAUAUUCUGUUGGAGAUGUUAUUAGAUUUUACAUUGACAUGAAAUUCUGUCUCUCUCACCUAGGCCUUUUUUGUAUUCAUUAUUGUGAACAGACUAGGGUGAACCAUCUGUUCUCAUGAUGUACUUGAAGGCUGAAGCAUAUGUUUUCUUGUGUGUACAGUAACACCGUGUGCUUUUUUAA